Messenger RNA from Cuscuta europaea, 835 nucleotides. NCBI's taxonomy places the organism in Eukaryota, Viridiplantae, Streptophyta, Magnoliopsida, Solanales, Convolvulaceae. The record is from the annotation of a GenBank genome assembly.
CCAAAAAGGGCGGAUAUACAUCGAGGAGCUGCAAAUCUGGCUAGUUUACGCCCUAUCCUCCUCGCUCAAGAGCAGCGAAACUUGUUUCUUCGUGCACGGGGUGCUGCUCGCGGUGGCCCCCUAGUGAUCACGGGGGUGCUGCUCGAGGUCAUGGAGGCAGAAAUCACGCGAACCAUGGCCAUCGUGGGGGUAGUGGUCGCGGGCAGCGCGGACGUGGAGGGGGGCAUGGAGGUAAUUUUCUGCAGCCACAUGGGACCAUAUGCUCCGCAUUUUCAGCCACCGCAGGCUGGUCAGCAGUACGGCCAGCCCUUCUAUGGUGCUCCUCGGGGUCCUUUUCAUCCGGGAAAUUCAGUUGUUUGCCAAAUCUAUUUUUCCCCAGGUCACUCUGCGUUUACUUGUCCUCAUUUUGUUGGUUCUUCUACUCCGGCUUUGGCUGCUAUACCCUCAGGUGAAUCCAACGCUCCUGUGUGGUACCCUGAUUCAGAUGCCUCUGCCCACAUGACCCCUCAUGAAGGACAAUUAGACGGGGGUGCAUCUUCUUCAGGCUUCCAAUAAAGACCAUCUUUAUUUGUUCCAUGCUCUUCAGACUACCCUUAUUUCUGGACCUACUUGGCACAAACGUUUGGGGCAUUGUGGUGAUAGAGUCUUGCAUACGCUACGGCAAAAACAUUAUAUUUAUGCUUCUAGUAAUUUUUCUCAUAACUGUGUUUCAUGUAAACUGGGUAAAUCCCAUAGACUUCCUUUUAAAGAUGUUAUUCAUUCCUGUGUAGCUCCUUUAGAACUUAUACAUUCUGAUGUUUGGAAAUCGCCGGUUUUAUCUAAUCUUGGUUAUAAA